This is a messenger RNA of Adineta ricciae, 4281 nucleotides long. The record is from the annotation of a GenBank genome assembly. Lineage: Eukaryota; Metazoa; Rotifera; Eurotatoria; Adinetida; Adinetidae.
AUGCACGUACAUCAAUCUCCAUCAAUGACAUCGCUGAGAAUUAUUCUAAUAAUUCUCGUGAUUAACAUCAAAUAUGAACGACGUAUUCAAGCAUCUAAUCUGCACGAUAUUCCGAAUGUAUCUUUCUCCGAUACAUUGCCGACAGUUCCUUUGUUAUCGGCAGCAACAAAUCAAUACUUGCGUGAUCAAUUAGUUUAUCUCACAGAACAAUUUUCUGCACUAACAUUGCCGAGUACAGAUAGAAUGAUGCGCGAAGUUUACAUGCAAUCAUCGAAUACGUUCAUCAUUGAGAAACGUAAUCUUUCCGAACUUGUGAUCGAAAUGGCAAAUUAUACCAAUCGUGCUAUAAUGAAGAAGCUCGAAGCAAUCAGAAAUCUCGUUACUAUCAGCGAACAAUCGUAUCGGCGAUUUGCGGAAACCGAUGAAGCAACGCGCAAUGAAACAGUCAAAUUCAUGGAAACUCAUGGUUAUCUCAGCACCAAACAUGUCGAAAAUAAUAUUAGCAAUACAACGAAUGAAAAUGCAUCUUUAACUAGUUCACCAAGUACGACAACAACGACAUCGUCAGCAAUUACAAUCACAGACAAUAGCUCAUUUCGACUCGAGGAUUCGGCAACCAAAGUGCCGCUUUCAUCUACCACUACUGAUUCGAACACAACCGGUUCAAUAGAUGAGAAUCCGUUAGGGUCUGAUGUAGAUCCUCAAUACAGAGUAUUAGUAAAAAAUCUAUAUAUGCAACAGAAAAAACAUUUUGGUGGAGCUUUUGUUAAUAUUACGCAUAGCACAGUCCACGUUCCGACUAUAAUCUAUUAUUUAAAUAAAGAAAUUCUCUUAACCGCAAAUUGGUCGUAUAAUCUUAAUCAAGCGUUUAUUGAUAAUUAUAAUCACGAUCCCGAGUUAACUUGGCAGUACUUUUGCAGCCAAACGGGUCUUUAUCGCGUGUGGCCGGGUCAUAAAUGGGAGUAUCCGGAAGGUGAUACUGAAAAAUUAGAUUUGUUCGAUUGUCGCGUACAAAAUUGGUACAUCCGUGCCACAUCAUCGCCACGUGAUGUGAUUAUUUUGAUUGACGCUAGUGGAUCGAUGACUGGCUUGAAGAAAUCUAUUGCCGUGCAAACUGUCGAAACAAUCUUAGAUACAUUAUCCGAUGACGACUUUGUACAAAUCAUUAAAUUUCAAGAAGAACCGGAAUUUGUCGAUGAGUGUUUUCAAGAUGGGCUCGUGCAAGCAACAUUUGAAAAUCGUCAUAGAUUUCGUCAAACUGUCAAUGAACCAUUCAAAACUAAAGACAUCGCGAAUUUUUCGAAAGCAUUGAACAUGGCGUUUAAUAUUUUAGACGAUGCCCGUACAAACAUAUCACUCACGGAAAAUGUCAGAUUAUUGUGUCAAUGCCAUUAUUUGACAACAGAUAAUCAAACGGACGCCCAACGGGAAGCAUUCUGUCCAACAGAUUUCAAUGUAACUCAUUACGAUGAUGAAGACGAGCCAUUCCUCGAUAGUACGGGUUGUAAUAAAAUGAUCAUGAUUGUCACUGAUGGUGCUACUGAAACCGCAUUAAGUGUUUUUCAAAGUCGAAAUUGGACCCCGAAUAACGUAUCAACAUGUCAUCCCAUCGAAACACGUGUAUUCACUUACAUGAUCGGAAGAGAACUAGGCGAUCCGAAGCAUAUUCGUUGGAUGUCAUGUGCUAACAAAGGAUAUUUUGCUCAUGUUUCGACGUUGGAAGACAUCCAAGAGAAUGUAGAAGAUUACAUUCCAGUUACAGCGCGUCCUAUUGCUAUGUAUAAUGAUCAUGUUACUGUAUGGAGUAGUGUAUUUCUUGAUGUGGAAAGAACCUUACCAAUAAAAACCUACAAAUGGUUUCCAUUCAAAUUCCCUGACCUCUCGAUCUCCAUGGAUGAGUUUAGGAAUAAAUCGAAACCUGUUCACUUGAUGAUUUCAAUUGCCCAACCUAUUCUCAAUCCACCAAAAGACAAAAAAGACGAAACAAUCUUAUUAGGUGCUGUGGGCGUUGAUAUUCCCGUAAAACUUAUUCAAGAAUUCUCACCGAAAUAUCGACUCGGAGUACAUGCUUAUUCAUUCAUGAUUAAUCACAACGGCUAUCUUAUGUUUCAUCCUGAUUUACGGCCUGUCUUGGGUCCAUAUCGAAAACAAAACUAUCAUUCAAUUGACUUAGAUAUGGUAGAAAUACCUGACAACCUCAUCAGAUUCGUUCAUCCAUUGCCAGCAAGUAGUAUUCAAGCAAUCCGGAAGGAUAUGAUUUUAUCCAAGGAAAAUCAACGUUCAGCUCGAGUCAAGAAACACUUGGAUGAUAUGCGACGGAUCGAAGUUGUCGAACAAAAGUAUUACUAUGCAACUUUAGGAGACAAAGAAUCGAAUCCUUUCAGUUUGGGCAUUGCUGUUCGUUUUCCUUAUGGUGAAUAUCAUGUUCGAACUACUGAACCGGACACAGGCAAAGCUCAAAUAGCACUUCGUUUUAUUCUUCAACGCAAUGUUCGCAUUGCCGAUUGGAUUUAUUGUAAUUCAACAGCGGAAGAUGAUAUCGGUGACACGGAAGAAUCAUUCCGUGAUUAUUUGAAAGAAAAAAUUGAAACAAUGAAUAUUCGUUCAUGUCCGUACAAAGCGAGUAAACAAUUGAUUUACAUGAUGAUCGAAGAAUUGUUCAUCAUGAGCAAGUUCGAAAAUUGGACGAAGAACGGUGCCAUCGACCGGAGUCAUCAAAAGCCAAUCGAACGAUCAGCUUAUCUGGAUUUUAAAUCAUAUGAACAUGAAAGCCAUAUCCACUGGAUUUUCUUAGCCACUCGAUCGGGUAUCACUGCUUAUUGGCGAUUGUCGAAUCAAGCUAUCGAAGAUCAUAUCAGACAAUUUGGCGAUGCAAAUCCGAAUUCCAUUGAAUCGAAUUAUUAUGAACGAACUAUCAAUGCUACGCAUUACUAUGGUGCUGACCAUAUUCAUGGUAAACAUUACGUCUAUUCACUUUUCUACGGAAUAUCGAGUAUUCCCGGUCCCAAUUCACAAAAUUCGUAUGAUAAUAAUACGAAUACGACAGAAGGACAAAGUGUGUCAUUUACUGCAUCACAUAUGUAUCUAGUCAUUACAACGGGAAUUUGGAUGAACAAAUCUAUGGAUCGACCGAAUAAUACCCAAAAUGUUCCAUUCGGAGUUUUUGGAGUUAUGUUACCAUACAAAACUGUUCGCUCGACUCAUUUUUCCGAUUUAUGUAGUAAAUUGGACAGUGGUGUAUGUUACAUCAUUGACGAGAAUGGAUUCAUUAUGUUCAUUAGUCAACAGCAAGGUGACGAUCGAACGGCUGAUAUUGGCAAGUUUUUAGGUGAAUUCGAGGGCUUGGUUAUGCAAGAUCUUGUUGCCAAGAAAAUCUUCGCUGAAGAGAAAAUGGUGGAUUUCCAAGGUGUAUGUUUACACAAGCAAAUAGUACAAGAAAAAAGUUCUGGUCACAUGUUUCGAAGUAUUCUCUAUACCAUCUCCUCAAUGAUCUGGAGUGUUAUCAACCAUAUUGCAAUGUUUCUUGUUCACGAUAUCCUUGUCUUUCCUCGUUGGACAUACGCAUCAAGAAAGUCUCAUAACAAUCAAAAUCUUACUCUUGAACCUGAAAAGCCACCGACACAUACUCGAGAGAGUCUUAGUAAUGUUCUUUUAACUCACAUUGACUUCCGUCGACCGAUCUUGGAUCAUCGAGAAAUAAAUGGAACGAAGGAAGAUGAAUCGGUCGGACGAAUUCCAUUGUCAUGUAUUGAAGAAUUUAACCUUUAUGUAUCAACAUGGAAAGGAUGGGAGGGUCCAUUACCGUCGAAAGACAAUCGACUAACAUGGGAAGAGAUUGAACGUGCUAAUACUGUUCAUGGAGCGGUUGAUUGUGCUGUUUAUUUAAGAGAAACAGUUGUGAGUGUAAAUGAAAAUGGAACGAACAGUUCAACCGUAGAAUCCCGACUUAAUUUCUAUGAAUCUUUCGGCUAUUCGAUAUCAAAGAUUCCGAGGAGUAAUUUAAUGCUACUAUAUGUCAAUCAUUCGAAAGAAGCGUCAGUGACCUGUCCCAAAUUGGUCAUCAAACGUAGACCCGUCGAAUUCACCAAAGAGGAAUGGUGUACACGUUUGAAAACGACACCAUAUCGUGAACGACCACACAAGUGUUUCUUCGUGCACGAAGGAGAAAAUCAAACAUCAUUUUCCAAGUGUUCAUAUGCCACAAGACUAGCUGACCGUUAUUCACUUGUUGUAUCUAUUUUACUUCUAAGUCACAUGUUUUUCUUGCAAGCCAAAUUUUGA